AUGAGCGACUUGCAGCCAACACUCAAUAGCCUCCUGGCCUGCUACCCAGCCAAGCAGUCAAAGGCCGUUGUAGCCCAGUUCGUACAUCGACUGGCGCUUUGCAAGGCUUGGGGCAUAGCCCAAGGUCCCGACAGGCUCCUUGACAUUGGCUGUGGUCAGGGCGAAUGCAGCCUUGUGUUGGCUUCUGUCGUCGGCCCAACAGGGCAUGUCACGGGCACUGACGUUGCACCGCCUGAUUAUGGCGCCCCAUUCACCGUUGGCCAAUGCCAGGAGCAUAUCCUACACUCUGCUCUAGGAUCUCGAAUCAGCUUCAAACGCGGGGAGGUCGAAGCGGCCCUGUUUCCGGCGGAUGGCGCUGGUGACACGCGUGCCUCUGGCGCGCCGUUUGACGCAGCGAUCCUGUGCCACAGUCUCUGGUACUUUGACUCUGCUGAGGACAUACGUCGCAUAUUUUCCCUGUUGGCCAAGGCCAGCGUGCCCCGUAUCUACAUCGCAGAGUGGAAGGGCGAGGCGACACACGUCCAGCAGGAGCCGCAUAGCCUCGCAGCCCGCGCGCAGGCAUUUUUGCACUCACAGAAGCCCCCGAAGAGGCCCCUGGCGGUGUUUGAACCCAAUGUGCGCGCUGCGUUUUCUGCAGCGGAUAUCUUGCACAUGGCCGAGGCCGAGGGCUGGCGAACGGCAAGGAAGGGCGCCGUCCCAGCUCCGAAGGACAUGUUGGACGGGCAUUGGGAAGCCCAGUACGUGAUCUCUGACGCAUUUAGGAAGGCUAUUGAGGCAGAGGGACUCUCAGACGAAGCCAAUGAGAAGUUGGACAUGUACAUUGAGAUGGCGAAGCACGCCACUGAAGUUGUGGAGCGCAGCUCCUUCAAGAAGGUCGAAAGCAUGGAUGUCACCUGGGCAGUCUUGCAGUUGACUACCUGA
Purpureocillium lilacinum is the source of this 921-nucleotide messenger RNA. RefSeq lists its product as uncharacterized. NCBI's taxonomy places the organism in Eukaryota, Fungi, Ascomycota, Sordariomycetes, Hypocreales, Ophiocordycipitaceae. The record is from RefSeq and is a predicted model, not a curated record.